Owenia fusiformis is the source of this 1169-nucleotide messenger RNA. The record is from the annotation of a GenBank genome assembly. Lineage: Eukaryota; Metazoa; Annelida; Polychaeta; Sabellida; Oweniidae.
CUCCCUUGAAAAUGGAGGAAAAUUCAGAUUUUUCAACAUCUUCAGAUAAAACGAAUAAAAUACCCCAAGCUGGUCGAUAUUAUGCUUUGUAUACACUUUUGAAUAAUAAAAACAGUCAGUCAGAUGAAAACAAAACUGAGAAAGGAAGUGAAUCAGAAUCGGGAUCUGAAAAUUCCAGCAAUAACAUAACACAAGAGAAAAGCGUAUCUGUGGUUGCUAGUAACUUGACUGCAGAUGGAGAGACCCAAUUAAGAAAGUAUGUCACUAAGCGUGUUGCUAAGGGUAACCUACAUCCUGGCAUUGGAAGCAUCACCAAUCUGGAUAUUGGACCAGAUGAGUCAACAGUGACAUCAUGCUGUUACUACUGUAUGCUUCAGAAGGAUGUGACAUCAUCCGAUGACAGCGACGUCUUAGAAUGGAUGGUUUGUUACAUGACUAUGGGACAGCAUUCUCUCGACCACCAUGGCCUUGUCAGACAUCUAGAUGAGAAGAUGACAGAACUGACAAGCAGAGUGGGCCCCUAUCUAGAUGCUUGGUAUGAUGCUUCCAUACAGUUUAUGUCCUACCCUGUACAGUGGCUAUUUAAUGACCUAAAAUUUCUACUCAGUGCUGCAUUAUCAAGUAGUCCAAUUAGUUACGGCUGUAGUGAAAAGGAAAAGGAUAUUAUAACCAGGUUUAUCAAAACAUGUAGCAUAGCAGAAGAAUUAACGAAGAGUCCUCGAGGUGGAAAUGAAAUAACAGAUGAUCCUUUAGCAGAUACUGUCCUGGUUGACAUAGCAGAUGUGAAACAUUCCAAACCUGAUUCCACACUCCACAUUGAUGCCAAUUUUAAAUUAACAAAUAAACAAGAUUGUACUCCAUUCUGCGAGGAGUGGGCUAGUACAUUGCUUAGUGGAGACACAACAGAUGCUCAUUAUGUACGCCAGGUCUGUGAUACCUACAGACUCAAGGCUGUCCAAGACAUUAACAGUUUACAGAGACUGGUGCAUAAAGCUGAGAGUGACCACUAUGCCCUAUACAGGGCAUUGGUUUUUCUCCAGAGGUCAGAUAAUGCUUCUAUGUUAUUGGAACGUGCUAGACAUGAGACCACUACCAAGGAGACACUAGCAGUGCUGGACUCCCUUAGGGAAUACAUACAAAAUAAUGGAGGAUUUAAAUUGGUGACGUGA